Molecule: messenger RNA, 856 nt
Organism: Phragmites australis (common reed)
Lineage: Eukaryota; Viridiplantae; Streptophyta; Magnoliopsida; Poales; Poaceae
Product: oxygen-evolving enhancer protein 3-1, chloroplastic
Exons: 3
Coding region: 91-735 (214 amino acids)
Biological process (GO): photosynthetic electron transport chain; photosynthesis
Cellular component (GO): photosystem II; chloroplast; extrinsic component of membrane
Molecular function (GO): calcium ion binding
Source: RefSeq, a predicted model, not a curated record
UUUUUUUGCCACGCUGCCACUCGAGCACGAGGCUGCUCGACCCUGAAGAAAACACACGCCGCGAGCGUAGCGCGGCAGGCCCGAGCUGAGAUGGCACAAGCCAUGGCGUCCAUGACCGGCCUUUCGCAGGGCGUGCUGCCCGGCAGACGCGCCGCCAACAGGGCCAGGACGGCCGUCAGGGCGUCGGCCGAGGGCGAGACCGCCGCCCAGGCGGGCCGCCGCGCCGUGCUCGGGCUGGUGGCGACCGGGAUCGUCGGCGGGGCGUUCUCGCAGGCAGUGCACGCCGAGACCGUCAAGACCAUCAAGAUCGGAGCCCCGCCGCUGCCCUCCGGUGGACUCCCCGGGACUGAGAACUCUGACCAGGCGAGGGACUUCGGGCUCCCCUUGAAGGAGCGGUUCUACCUGCAGCCGCUGCCGCCGGCGGAAGCCGCAGCGAGGGCCAAGUCGUCGGCGCAGGACAUCAUCAACCUCAAGCCGCUCAUCGACAAGAAGGCGUGGCCGUACGUCCAGAACGACCUCCGCCUCAGGGCCUCCUACCUGCGCUAUGACCUCAACACCGUCAUCGCCUCCAAGCCCAAGGACGAGAAGAAGAGCCUCAAGGAACUCAUCGGCAAGCUCUUCAGCACCAUUGACGAUCUUGACCAUGCGGCGAAGAUCAAGAGCCCCUCGGAGGCUGAGAAAUACUAUGCAGAGACCAAAUCUGUUCUCGGCGAUGUCCUCGCCAAGCUAGGCUAGAAUGGAACGAGCAUUAUGGACUUGUACCUUCAGCCUUUUGUGUUUAUUCAUAUGGAACCGGCAAUGUACCAUUCCUGUUGAUAUUAUGUCAGCAAGCAUGAAGCACUUGACUAUGAUUCUA